CGGCGGCCGGGCGGGCGGCGGGAGCCGGAGGAGGAGCCGCCGCCGCCAGCGCCGCCAUAGAGACUGUAGCCGUGGAGACUGUUACUUACCAACGGGGACCAACACGCAGCCGCCGCCGCGGGAGCCUCUGCCCGAACUCCCGGCCCGAACUCCAGACCUGAGCAUGCAGAGCUCGGAGGGUGGAUCCGAUUCCCCGGCAUCCGUAGGCCUGCGCCCAGCAGCAGCUGCCCAGCCUGUGCCAGCGUCCCCACAGAGGGUGCUGGUCCAGGCCGUGGGUGCGGCACCCAAGGGGGCCCCGAUGCAGCCCCUUGCCCUGCCCAGAGUCCAGCUCGUGCCGCAGCAGGUGCAGCAUGUGUACCCGGCGCAGGUGCAGUAUGUGGAAGGGGGGGACGCUGUCUACACCAAUGGAGCCAUACGAACAGCCUAUGCCUACAACCCCGAGCCUCAGAUGUAUGCCCCCAGCAGCGCAGCCUCUUAUUUUGAGGCUCCAGGUGGUGGCCAGGUGACGGUGGCAGCCUCGUCCCCGCCAGCUGUCCCCUCCCACAGCAUGGUGGGCAUCACCAUGGAUGUUGGAGGGAGCCCCAUUGUGUCCAGCACGGGAGCCUACCUCAUCCACGGGGGGAUGGACGGCACAAGACACUCCCUGGCCCACACUGCCCGGUCCUCGCCAGCCACGCUUGAAAUGGCGAUUGAAAACCUCCAAAAAAGCGAAGGAAUCACACCACACAAAAGCGGCUUACUCAACAGCCAUCUCCAGUGGCUGCUGGACAACUAUGAAACGGCAGAGGGUGUGAGCCUGCCGCGGAGCUCCCUCUACAACCACUACCUGCGCCACUGCCAGGAGCACAAGCUGGACCCGGUCAACGCCGCCUCCUUUGGGAAGCUCAUCCGCUCCGUAUUCAUGGGGCUGCGCACGCGCCGCCUGGGCACCAGGGGCAACUCCAAGUACCACUACUGCGGGAUCCGGCUGAAGCCCGACUCCCCGCUCAACCGGCUGCAGGAGGACACGCAGUACAUGGCCAUGCGGCAGCAGCCGGCACACCAGAAGCCCAGGUACCGGCCUGCCCAGAAGACAGACAGCCUCGGGGACAGCAGCUCCCACAGCAGCCUGCACAGCACGCCUGAGCAGGCCAUGGCCACCCAGAGCCAGCACCACCAGCAGUACAUAGAUGUCUCCCACGUGUUCCCGGAGUUCCCAGUGCCUGACCUGGAUGGCGAGCACCUCCAGGGGAGUGUCACACCACGCGACAUCAAGGCCCUACAGCUGGUGUACAGGCGGCAUUGUGAGGCCACCCUGGAUGUCGUCAUGAACCUCCAGUUCCACUACAUUGAGAAGCUGUGGCUGUCCUUCUGGAACUCCAAGGCAUCCCCCAGCGAUGGCCCCACCGCCCUCCCUGCCAGCGAUGAUGAGGGUGACAGCGCCGCCAUGCUCCCGAAGGACAAGCUCAUCUCACUGUGCAAGUGUGACCCCAUCCUCAAGUGGAUGCGGGGCUGCGACCACAUCCUCUACCAGGCGCUGGUGGAGGUCCUUAUCCCGGACGUGCUGCGGCCCGUCCCCAGUACCCUGACCCAAGCCAUCCGCAACUUUGCCAAGAGUUUGGAAGGCUGGUUGACAAAUGCCAUGAGCGACUUCCCGCAGCAGGUCAUCCAGACCAAGGUGGGCGUGGUCAGCGCCUUUGCGCAGACGCUGCGGCGAUACACGUCACUCAACCACCUGGCGCAGGCGGCGCGGGCCGUGCUGCAGAACACUUCCCAGAUCAACCAGAUGCUCAGCGACCUCAACCGCGUGGACUUCGCCAACGUGCAGGAACAGGCCUCGUGGGUGUGCCAGUGCGAGGAGAGCGUGGUGCAGCGGCUAGAGCAGGACUUCAAGCUGACCCUGCAGCAGCAAAGCUCGCUGGAACAGUGGGCCAGCUGGCUGGACAACGUGGUCACGCAGGUGCUCAAGCAACAUGUGGGUAGCCCCAGCUUCCCCAAGGCUGCCCGCCAGUUCCUGCUGAAGUGGUCCUUCUACAGCUCCAUGGUGAUCCGAGACCUGACGCUGCGCAGCGCCGCCAGCUUCGGCUCGUUCCACCUCAUCCGGCUGCUCUACGACGAGUACAUGUUCUACCUGGUGGAGAACCGGGUCGCCGAGGCCACGGGGGAGACGCCCAUUGCAGUCAUGGGAGAGUUCAGCGACUUCGCCUCCCUGUCGCUGACGCUGCUGGACAAAGAGGACAUGAGUGACAGGCACAGCAGCGAGGCUGACACGGAUGCCCACAGCCUGGGCGAGCCCAUGGUGAAGCGAGAGCGCAGCGACCCCAGCCACCAGCUGCAGGGCAUCUAGCACCUUCUAGAGCUUCCAGAAGGUGUGGCCGGCCUCUGGGAAGCAGGACUCCCUGGCUGCCUCUCCUGCACUGUGCCUCUAAGUGAUGUGAUGUUUACGCUGAGAUAUGUGGUACCCUCAGCCGCUGGGAGGCAGGAGGAAGGACGGCCUCUCCCCGCCAAGCCCUGCCCUGUGGGCAGCUGCAGAGCGCACUGGCCCGGGGGUCCCCUCGGGAUGGGAUGCGGAGUCCUGGCCCCAUGAGCCCAGGUAUGCUGAGGCAGGAGCCCCCUCUCCACAUGCCAAGGCUGGGACAUGGGACAGAUCCACAGCCUGAGAACCAAGAAGCCACAAAACCCGGCCCACGUGUGACUAAACUAUCAAAACCAGAGGUGAUCGGCAGCAGCAAGUGUCCAGGCUUCUGUCCAAGUUCAUUGCCAAACUGCUGGGUCUGGAACGGCCUUGUUCCAGGAGCCGGCGGGGGUCAGGGUCAUCGGCCAUCUUCUGCCACAGCAGUGCUGGGCCCAUGGAGUCUUCCAGAACACCCCCCUCUAAUAAGCCAUUUGGAAGUGCUGAGCCCAGCAAGUCCCAGCCUGCCCUCUUCCAAGUCCCAGCUCUUCUCUAGGGAGACACAGAUGCCAAGGACCCGCUCAGCCCUGAGCCACGGACACUCCGGGACUGCAGCUGUGGCAGCUAUGCCACGCAGGACCUCUGUCCCCACACACAGAGCAGGCCUCUAGCCUAAGAGGCGCCGCCUAAUGAAAUGCAAUAGUUUCCCUUUUUGGAAAAAUGUUUUGCUGAUAGUUUUGUGCUGUAAUUGUUCUUAGAAGGUUUCUUAGGAACGUGUUCACUGCAGCAUAUCAAGUCCCCAAGGUUUUGUUCUCAUUCACACACAAGGUACAAAUGGAACUCACGUGGCCUUUGAAACCUCUGCCCUCACUCAGGGUGCAAUGGGGAGGGAAGGAUGCACACUUGUUUUCCAACAAAAAGUCCAUAAUGAUUGUGCUGUUUGUCUGGUCUAAUAGUGCGAGGCAAGAGGAGGGGCUCCAGUGUGCCUCCCCACCCCCCGCCAGCCCAGUGGAUGCAAUGGCAACACAGCCUCAGCACUUACUCCCCAUGGGGACCCACAGACAGGCUCUGCUGCUCCUCUGGGUGCUCCCCACCCCACUCAGCAGCCUCCCCCAGGGGAGCAGGGAACACCCGCAAUCCAGGAGUCCCCAGCCAGCGGAGGCAGGAAAAGGAGACCGGGGUCUGUGUCUCCAUCUGCAGAUGGACACCUCCCCAAAAGCAGAGCAAGCAGACACCCCCAUGACCUUCCCCCACA
Messenger RNA from Perognathus longimembris pacificus (Pacific pocket mouse), 3626 nucleotides. RefSeq names its product regulatory factor X2 (gene Rfx2). The transcript has 18 exons. The coding region runs from base 164 to 2326 and encodes 720 amino acids. Gene Ontology annotation, cellular component: nucleus. Gene Ontology annotation, molecular function: RNA polymerase II cis-regulatory region sequence-specific DNA binding; DNA-binding transcription factor activity, RNA polymerase II-specific. Lineage: Eukaryota; Metazoa; Chordata; Mammalia; Rodentia; Heteromyidae. The record is from RefSeq and is a predicted model, not a curated record. Gene Ontology annotation, biological process: regulation of transcription by RNA polymerase II.